CCAGCAGAGGCAGGCGGUAUCCCAGUUUGAGGCCAGCCUGGUCUGUAAGAGCUGGUUCCAGGACAGCCAGGGUGCUAUUUAGAAGUGCUUUAUAUUGCCCAUGCUCAGGUCCCAGCAGUCACUGGGCUGCUCCUAACCAGCAGCAACUUCAGUAACGCGGGCACGCAUGCACUCCUUAACAUUACGUACACAAAAAAAUUUGGGGGUAUGUGAAUUCAGUCCAAGUGAAUAAACCAGUGUUUAAUUCAUUCAUGGGCGGUCCCCGUGGGCAAUCUACCAAGGAGCGCCACCUGGGUCUCCCAGCAGCUCUGCCAUUGGUCAAAAAUCAGGAUGCUCACCCUCAAGCAAGUGCGCAGGCGUGAGAAAGUCAACCCAGAGCCCGGUUUCAAGCAGACGCAUGCGUGUUGAUUACCGGCUCGUCGGCAUGGGUGCCUCGUUCCCUCUCUUGUCUCUGCUGUGGUUCCUGUCCAGUCCCAGGCUUCAGCUAGGAAAUGCUCAGGCUCCUGCCAUGGUGCAGCUGCCAGGUGGGCGAUUUUUGAUGGGGACUGAUGCUCCAGAUGGAAGAGAUGGCGAAGGACCUGCCCGGGAAGUGACAGUCAAAUCCUUUGCCAUUGACGUGUUUCCUGUCACUAAUAAAGAUUUCAGGGAAUUUGUCCGAGAGAAAAAGUUCCGGACCGAGGCAGAGACCUUCGGGUGGAGUUUCGUCUUUGAGGAUUUUGUGCCCCCUGAGCUUAGAAAUCAAGCAAAUCAGAUGCCGUCUGUUCUCUGGUGGCUACCAGUGCAGAGGGCGUUUUGGAGGCAGCCUGCAGGUCCCGGCUCUGGCAUCCGAGAAAAACUGGAGCUUCCGGUGGUACAUGUGAGCUGGAACGAUGCUGUCGCUUACUGUGCAUGGCGGGGAAAGCGGUUGCCCACAGAGGAGGAAUGGGAGUUUGCGGCCCGAGGGGGCUUGAAGGGCCAGGUUUAUCCGUGGGGGAACCAGUUCCAGCCAAACCGCACCAAUUUGUGGCAGGGAAAGUUCCCCAAGGGUGACAGAGCUGAAGACGGUUUUCAUGGACUGUCACCAGUGAGCGCUUUUCCCCCACAGAACAACUAUGGACUAUACGACCUCAUGGGCAAUGUGUGGGAAUGGACGGCGUCCACAUACCAAUCUGCUGGCCAGGAUAUGCGUGUCCUCCGGGGGGCAUCAUGGAUCGACACAGCUGAUGGCUCAGCCAAUCACCGGGCUCGGGUCACCACCAGGAUGGGCAACACUCCAGAUUCAGCCUCAGACAACCUGGGCUUCCGCUGCGCCUCCAGCAAAGGCCGACCGAAGGAGGAUCUGUAAGCAUCCAGGCAGGAAUGGAGAAAGCCCUCCUUGGUCCUGUGUCUCCCUGCCCACGUUCCAGAGGCAUCGGAUACCAGGUUCUUUGUCAGCCUGCAGGUGGCCUCCCUUUGAGCCUGUUCUCAGGCAGAGGC
This is a messenger RNA of Myodes glareolus (Bank vole), 1455 nucleotides long. The record is from RefSeq and is a predicted model, not a curated record. Lineage: Eukaryota; Metazoa; Chordata; Mammalia; Rodentia; Cricetidae.